AUACAAGCUCGAGCUUGUUCAUAUAUACCUGGUGUCAGCUCUGUCGACAGGCAAUGCUCCCUGUCCCAACUCCAGGUAUGCAUAUCCUAUUUCCGUGCAUUAGCUAUCAUCGACGAUGCUAAUGCUUCCUUUCCCGACUCCAGGAGUAUUCUUUCGAAGCCUCAUAUAUCUGUGUUGUAUUAUUUCGACUACUUCAUCCGAUACUAGGCUUUUAACUCAAAGCCCCUAUCUCCAUCUACAUAUCAUCCUUCAUGCCUGAUCAUGGGAAUGAAACCAAUCAUGAAGGUGAUGACGAAUCACCUUCCGAUACAUCUCAAAGACACACCAUUUCCUCUGAAAUUGAAGCAUCUAAAACAGAUGAAAUUCGAGAGCAAGCAGAAGCUUUACAAGCCCUUGUCAAUGAAGCUUUGCGAGGGGAACUUGAUGAAAUCAUGCUGCAGUCCCAACUUGCAGAACUUCAUACUUCUCCUGAAGAAGCUCAAGAUGUUCUCGAUCAAGUCAUUCAGCAACGGCAAUCUAAUACUGAUCAAGAGGCUGAUUCAUUUGGAAGAGAAACAGAUGACACUGAAUGGAAUGAUAGGCUACAAAAUCAAGCCGACUCAAUCGCUUGGGCCAUCUUUCAAGGUAAACUUGAUGCAGCCCGAAAACUUUCAGCUAAUUCCGGCUCAUCAAACCUUGAUGCUCUCCGUUCUCUGUUAUCUCUUCCCUCAUCCUCUUUCGUUAACUCAGGAGCUAUUCCUCCUGUGGUCCUCUCUGGUGCACCUUUUCUGGCAAAGCAAUCCAAGCCUCCCGCAGACAGACACAUUGCAGAGACUUUACGAUUACGAUGCCUUUAUCGCACUGAAAAGGCCGCUGACUCCAUUAUCGACUCUUUGCAACAGCACUCCUCCCUUGACGAACUGCUAUCUCGUUCAAUCUGGAAGGAUAUUGUUGCAGACAAAUAUGUUGAUUUUGAAGUUCUUUACGGAUUGUUGGAGUUCGGGCACGACUAUGAAGAUGAACCGAAAGAGUUUCAUGAUGAUUAUGUCUUGGUUAAGAAAGAGAAUUGUUCGAAGAAGAAAUCCAUUCGGAGUGAAGCUGAUUGGAUCCGUCUAUAUGGUGCCUGGGAAAAUGCUGUCAAACUCGUUUAUCCGCAUUGGAAUGAGGAGCUCCAUGAGUAUCGUCGAAUCAUUAUCGAAAUCUUUCGUGCUUGCGCAAAUGAACCUUACAUUGCAAUCACCACUGACCAAAUGGUUCGACAACUUUACGCUCACGCUCCCUUUCACCUCGAUGAUCGUCAGAAAGCUCAGGUACCUCUUAUGUCGAAUCUUCGAACACCUUCCAUUCUGAAGCAUCCAUUUGACAAUUCAAUCCCUGCGAGUCUCCUUGUUUCUGGAAAUGAAGACAUGACACUUGCUCUGAAUGUGGAGCCUCGCAUCGAGCCCAAGACUCCGCCAAUUGCUUCGCCUCCCUCUCUAACCGACGCAGAGAAAGACAAGUUGGUGGAAGCUUCUGAACGCGUGAGCAAAGCAACAGAAGGACCUCGUCGUCUAGCGGAGAAACAAAAGGCCGAUGAAAGUUUCGAGCUUCCAAGAUAUCAUCGUGGGUAUGGUUGGGCUAAUUCCGUCAAGCCAUUCAUUUCACCUGCCGCCUUCUAUUCUGAAACUGCUCCUCCAUUACCUAUGCUCCCCGAUCAUUUAAUAAAUAACCCCAAAAUACGUGCUGCUCUUGACUAUUACGCUAAUGACAUAAAAGUUGAAACACCAUUCAAUCUUCUGAUGCUCGAAAAAUAUCUUGAAACUCAUCCAAAUCGCCCACUAGUCGAUUCAGUUCUUUGGGGUCUUCAUUACGGUUUUUGGCCAAUGGAUGAAGGAGGUUGGAAUUUCGAUGAAGACAGCAUUAUGGAUAACUAUCCCGCCGAUGAAACUGACUUUGAAGUUAUCAAACACUUUCAAGACAAAGAACUCGCUGCCGGUCGAUGGUCUAAUCCAAUUCCUACCCUUCUCCCAAGCAUGAAAAUCUCACCCAUGUUUGUAAACUGGCGUGAUCCCGUGAAACCCCGUGUUGUUACUGAUCACACCACUUCUGGAUUGAAUGACGGAAUCCCGAAAACUGAAGCAAAAGUCCGUUACGAUGAUAUGCAUGACUUUGGACAAACACUACAUGAUAUACAUCAGCAAUUUCCCAACAUUCCUUUCAUUCUUUACAAAUCUGAUGUCUCUUCCGCAUUCCUCAAUCUCCCAGCUCACCCAAUCUGGCAAUUAUGCCAGAUUGUUGUCGUGGAUAAAGACAUGCACAUCAUUCAUCGACUUGUUUUCAGAAACCGAGCAUCGCCUCGCAUUUGGUGUGCUCUGUUCAGCUUACUCUGCUGGAUUGCCAUUCAUCACUUGCACAUCUCCGGCAUUUUCGUAUACAUGGAUGAUUUCUAUGGCUGGGACUUUGCCAAUGAUCUUGUUUCCUUUCACAACCAAUUGCGCCCGCAUCGUCAAGUCACUCUCCUCAAAUUUUGGGAUGAAAUUUCCUGUCCGUAUGAAGACAAGAAGCAAUUACAUGGGCCUGAACUCAAGAUCAUCGGAUUCUGGAUAGAUAUCAACCGUGGAACAAUUACCGUUCCAGCCUCAUCAGUUCACAAUGCCAUCAACGCUAUAAAUGCUUUCGUCUCACGUCGAUUUGCCUCCCUUCAUGAUUGGUCCCACCUUGCCGGACACCUUAACUGGAUUCUCAAUGUUUUCCCUCUUGCUCGCCCAGCCCUCACUGAAAUGUAUCGGAAGAUGAGUGGAAAGAAGCGACCAAAAGGCCUCAUUCCACUUAAUCGCGAAGUCAUCACUGACCUUACCUGGUUCCGUGAUGUCCUGCCUCAAGCAAUAGGUGUCCAUUUCAUCGACAAUGGCCGGUGGCCCGAUUCAGUUGCAGAUCUUACUAUUCAGACAGACACGACCUUAUCUUUAGGCAUCUCCUUCGUAUAUGACAACCAAGCAUUUUGCUAUCAAAUCCGGCCAUCAUCUACGAAGAUCAUUCCAGACAUCUUCUUCUUAGAAGAGAUCGGGGUUCUAUCAGCUAUUCACCAUGCUGCCACACUUCCAUCGCCACCACGGCACCUUCUCAUCUACUGCAACAAUCUUGAUGCCGUCCAGUCGUUCAACGCUAUGCGAGCUACUGAACCCAUGCAUAAUGCACCCCUUCUCGCGACUGCUGAAAUUGUCCUUCGUACUGGUCUUGACUUCCGUGUUCAUCAUAUUGCCGGUAAAGACAACACUCGCGCCGAUCUCAUAUCUCGCCUUAUGUUUGACGAGUAUAACCACAAGUUCCCAAAUCAAUGCGUCCGCUCAUUCUCUCCACCUAGAGAGCUUCUGCCGGCGCGAUGGAGGGAGUGCUUUUGAGCGCGCUCGGCGAGCAGGCUCCAAACUGCCUGUAUCCUGCUCGCCGGCGACGUCCUUGUUCCUUACAGGCAAUCGAUCACUGUGUCUCAUUCCUGCAAGCUCACUCUAUCGAGGAUUCCACCAGAAAAGGUUACCGCACUGGUGCGAAAGACUAUAUCAAAUUCUGUCUCCAGCACUCCAUUCCGCUAGAUCCCACUCCCCAAACUCUCGCUCGUUAUAUCGCCUAUACAUCACAGUUUAUC
Molecule: messenger RNA, 3601 nt
Organism: Somion occarium
Lineage: Eukaryota; Fungi; Basidiomycota; Agaricomycetes; Polyporales; Cerrenaceae
Source: the annotation of a GenBank genome assembly